Messenger RNA from Sciurus carolinensis (gray squirrel), 3000 nucleotides. RefSeq names its product collagen alpha-1(I) chain-like. The coding region runs from base 1 to 3000 and encodes 999 amino acids. The record is from RefSeq and is a predicted model, not a curated record. The transcript is spliced from 7 exons. Lineage: Eukaryota; Metazoa; Chordata; Mammalia; Rodentia; Sciuridae.
AUGACGGUGGAGCAGCAGGAGGGGCAGGGGAGGAAUGGCAAGGAGCAGGGCCGGGUGCGGGGCGGCCUCCGGAACUGGCCUUCCAGGGCGGCCAGAGCAGAUCAGCAGAGCCCUGCCCGCGCUUCCAGCCCUGGGCUGGACUUUGGGGGAGCCAGGGAGGUGGGCACCGUGCUGACUGCAACAGCGGGGGAGAGUGACCGCCCCCCAGGGCCGCGGAAGGCUCAGGGCUGGAGGACGCGGCCGAGGGCCACAGCUCGCGGGCGGGUCCCUGGGUCUCACGGCUGCCAGGACAGCCCGCGGCGGAGAGGGUGCAGAGCCCAGAGUACCCGGCACGAAGCUGGAGCUCGGCCACCGGCCACCGCGCGGGGCCUCCUCCUCACCGGCGCCCACUCUCACUCCGCCUCGGGCUCCCACCCGGGCCCUCCACCAGCCCAGCGCCAGCACCCCUCCUCCAGGCAGCCUGCCCGGCGUCCGCGCCGGCCUCUCCGGACCCCUGGUCUGGAGUUUCUCCCCCAGCGUCACAGUCCGGGCCACACCCAGGGCCAGCUCAGGACACCUCCCCUGGAGAUGAGCAGCGACCGGCACGUCCCCAGUCCCCGGGGCCCAGUUCACCUGCACUGCCAGCUGACGUCACCGUCACCUUCCCAAGGGCAGUUUGGCUCGCCCUCCAGGCCCGCCCCAGCGGGGGGAUCCGGACCGGCCUGGCCUGUCCCCGCACCGCGGCUCCUCCCCGCGGUCCGGGCCGGGACUCGUUCUGGUCUGGGCCAGGCAGGAGGCCGGGAGGACUCGGGCGCCCAAGGUGCGGCGGCCGGACCGCGGAGCCGGCGGAGGGCCUCGGCGCGUCGGGACCACCGCGCCAGCCCCGGGUCGCCUCGACUUAGCUCUGGGCCCCGCCCCCCACCCCGCCACCCUCGGGCCAGCAGGCCCCCGCCCGCCCGCCCGCGCGAGCCCCCACCUGGGCCCGAAUCCAGCUCCGGCGGCGCAGCCGCGAGCCCCCGCUCUCCUGCCUCCCACGGCCCCCCAGGGACACGAUCACCCCCGCCGCGGGCCCGGCGGAACCCAUCACGGCUCCCCAUCAGGCCCCCAGUGCACGACCCCGGCCCCCGCUGCGGCGCCACCAGACACCCCCGCGAUGGAGCCGCCUCCGGCGCCCCAGGCCCAGAUCCAGCCCCUCCAGGCGGGGCUCGCGGACGCCGCGCUGCCGCCCGCAGGGACCCCCAAAACCUGCCCCCGCCCAGAUGCGCCGCCGCUGGGUCCGCGCGCUACCGCGCGCCCCGCGCCCCCUCCCCGGCCCAGGGCCAGCCAGUGCGGCUGCGGGCCCUCGGGCCCCGUCCCCGCGCCCGACCCCGCCACCCCAGCCGGCCACCAGCCCCGGCGGCUGCCGCCCGACACCCCCGGGGUGCCCCCGGCCCCUCGCGCAGACGCCCCGGGGCGCUUACCUCGGAGCCGCGGGGCCGCGAGUGCGCGGGCGGCGGGCGGCGGGCGGCGGGCGGGGGCGCGGGCCGUGCGCGCACCUGUCCCGCGGCCGCUCAGCCGGGCAUCCCGGGGGGGCUGGCGCUGUCCGCCCGGCCGCGCGCUGGCUGGGCAGGGGGCUCAGCCCCGGCCCCCGGCGCGCUGGCGUCGGCUCCGGGGGUGGCGCUGCGCGGCGGCCGGACCGGGGGCGCGCCGCGGCCGCAUCUCCAUCUCCUCCGCCGCCGCGGCGGCCGCUGCGACUCGCGGCUCCGCCACCUCCGCCCCCUCCCCGGCGCCCCCCACCGCCCCGAAGCCCGGCCGGAGCCGCGCAAAACCCGGCGCGGAGCGGCGGCGGCGCGGAGCGGAGGGCGGAGCCGCGUGGGCAUUGAAGGAGUGCCAAAUGUGUGCCAAGUCCUGAACUGGGCAACUCAAGACCAACCUGCCCGCGGGCAGAGUGCAGUCAAGGAGGCAGAGGAACCUGGGGCUGCGGAGCUCAAAGUACAGACCCAGGUCAAGAUGCACCGGGGCAAGGUCAGGCCGGGCUGCUCGCUCCCCCCGCCCCGGGCUCCUGGCUGUCUGCGCCCUGACCUGGAGGAGGGUGACGGAAGUUCGCGGCUGGCCCUCAGGCCGUGGGACACUGGGGAAGCCCCGCCCCCGGCCUCAGUUUCCCGGCCCGGACCCGCGGCCUGCGCCGCGCUGCGCUUCAUCCUGCUCCGACCGCAAGGAUUCCAGGGCGGGUUUUGCGGGCGCCCGCGGCUCCCGACACCUUCCUCCCAGCGCGGCCCGGCCCCGGCCCGGGGUCCGAGGGGGCCGGGGGAGACCCCGAGGGGGCCGGCGGCCGGCAGGGCCCUGGCCAGGGUGAGGCCGGCCGGCUCCCUGCGCCCGCGCCUGCGGGGAGGUCAGCCCCGCCCGCCGCCCUGCUGUGUGGCUCCCGCGGGUGUCUGCCCUCUCUGGGCCCGGCUGGAGCCACAGCGGGGGCAGCCUCUUGGGGGUCACCUGGGCCCCGCCCCCGCCUCCCCGGGGCCCAGCCUCGGUGAACCCCGCCGGGUGCGCGCACUCCGGAGCCCAGGCCGGGGUCCCCGCGGCCGCAGGUGCUCCGUCGCGCCCCGGGUCCCGGCUCCGGCCAGGGAAUCCCCUGGGGGUCGGAAAGGGCAGCGGCGAUUGGCCGAGACCGCGCGUGACGUCAGGGCCUCCCCGACGCCCCCUCCCCCAGAGGCACGUGGGGGGAGGCGGUCGCGGCGGGGGAGGGGCCGGGGUCGCGGGGCCUCGGGCGUCCCCCAGCCGGAGCCGGCAGCUGGGCGGCGCAGACGCGAUUCUCCUCGGACAGGUUUUUCCCUCGUCCCGAGUCCCCCUCCGGCCCCCCCAGAGCGGCAGCUGCUCGGGCGGCAGAUGCGCCAGAUAAAUCCGCCCAGCUGGUCCCUCGGAGAGCUAACCGCCUACCGCCUGGGGGCCGAGGGGUCAUCUCGAGGACCUUUCCUAAGCUCCAAUUUCUUCCUGGCGCUUCGGAGACGGAGACGAUGUGGGGCAACUGGUGCCCAGAGAGGGUAG